UUUAAUUUAACAUAUCACAGUUCAUGAUACAUAAACAAAUGUUAAAAGCAAGAAAGAAUGAAUAGAAGAGCUUCCAACUUUGCGUUGUUCUCACGGAAAGCAUCUCCAACUCUUAUAUGUGGAAAUGAUGAACGAAUCUGCUUGUGCUUGAUUCAUAUCACCUUCUGCAGCUUCUGCUUGUGCUUGAAUCAGCUUGCAAAACAUUAUAAAGUUUUGCAGUAAAAAUUGCAAUCACGGAUUCAAGUCCACUCAUGUCUUUCGAUGAUGUUAAGGCUGCUGCUAAUGAGUUCGCUAGGGGAUUUGACCACAAUUACUACCACCCUUUGCACAUAGCAAUACUAAAAGGAGAUUGGAAAGCUACAAAGGCUUUUCUUGACAACGACCCCAGUGCAUUGACUGCAAAGAUCACCAUACUUGGUAGGACUGCAUUGCAUGUUGCAGCUGUAGGAGGGCAGUGGCAAAUUGUUGAGAAGUUGGUGCAACAUGUGCCUGCACAAGUACUUGCAGAGUUGGACUUGAUGGGUUGUACUUGCUUGCACUAUGUUGCAAUGGGUGAAAGCGUAAGUGCUGCCAAGGCACUGGUGGGUAAAAAUCCUUCUCUGACACAACAAACUGACUUUAAAGGAUUCACACCACUUAUCUAUAGUAUUACCUCUGCUAGAUGCAAAGAGAUGGUCUGGUACUUUGUUUUGAAUACUACAGAUGAGAGACCUGGUUGUCCAUUCUCUGGCCCUUCUGCUAGUCAACUUGUUGCUUUGCUUACUGCUGCAGGAUUUCAUGAUAUCACUAUUUAUCUUCUCCAGCUUUACCCAAACUUGGCUACUCUCACAGAUUCAAAUGGAAGCCUUAUACUUAAUGUUUUGUCAAAAAUGCCCUCAGACUUCCCAAGUGGAAAUAAGCUUGGGUAUUGGAAAAGAUGCAUUUACCACUGUGUUCCAGAUGGACUUGAUUAUUCGCCACCAAGUCAUCUGAGAGGAGAUUUGAAAGAUUCUUAUGGGGAUUCAAGCCAUCACCAAUCUUGUUUUGGAAUAAUAUGGAAUGGAAUUCAGAAUAUUGUUCCUGGCAUAAAGCUAGUCAGAGAGGCAAAGUUGAGACACACAUCUGCUGUGAGAUUGGUGGAAUUUGUUUGCACACAGGUUUCAACCACAAAUGAUUCUCAAUUCUGGCAGUCUUUUGUGAGUGCAGACAUUGUUUUCAAUGCCACAACAUCCGGCAUAGUAGAAAUUCUACGGGUUUGUUUUCAGUUUUUUCCUGAUUUGGUUUGGACUCACAUACCAAAUGAAGGAUUUGUAGCUCAAAUAGCCAUCAAGAAUCGGCAAGAGAAGGUUUUUAGUCUUCUAUGCAAGAUGCCUAUAAUUUGCAAAUUUCUAAUGUUGGCAAUAGACGAAUCACAGAACACCACAUCACAUGUAGCAGCAAGGUUUGCUUCUUCUCAACUGGCAUCAAUUUCUGGUGCAGCCUUUCAAAUGCAAAAAGAGUUACAGUGGUUUAAGGAAGUAGAGAAAUGGGAUCACCCUCUUCAUAAAGAACUUAAAAACGAAGAUGGUAAAACACCUUGGCAAUUGUUCAGGGAAGAGCAUGAGCCCUUGCUUGAAGAAGCAAAGAACUGGAUGAAGGAUACAUCAAACUCUUGUAUGUUGGUGGCAACUCUUAUUGCUACAGUUGUCUUUGCUGCUUCUAUAACUGUACCUGGAGGAAACAACCAGGAGAAAGGAUUUCCAAUAUACUUGUCAGAUAACACAUUCAUGGUCUUUGUUGUGUCAGAUACAUUAGCUUUGUUUUCCUCCAUGGUUUCUCUUCUGAUGUUUCUAUCAAUCCUAACGGCACAUUAUGCUGAAGAGGAUUUUCUCAGGAGAUUACCCGAGAGAAUAAUAUUGGGUUUGGCUUCAUUGUUCUUUGCUAUAGUAACUGCAAUGAUAGCAUUUGGUGCAGCUCUGGAUUUGUUGUUAAGGGAUAGACUAAAAUGGGUGUCAAUUCCAAUUUCCCUACUGGCAUGUGUCCCAGUUGCUCUAUUUGCAAUGCUUCAACUUCCCUUGUUCAUACAAAUGAUCAUGUCAACAUAUGGUUCUCGCAAAUAUCAUCGUCAAAGUCUUUGGUAAGGCUUUUUUGUUUGUUCUAUCAUGUGGAAAACAAAAGACAAAGCACGGAAAACAAAAACCAUAAGUAAUGUCAACAGGGGAUGUUUUCUUUUUCUAAGGCACUUUCAUCAGCUUUGGAAUUUGUUUGUCUUCAGUAUUAUAGUCGAGAGUUGAUUUAUGCGACGGUGAACUACAACGAAAUAGAAUAUGCCUAAACUGCAGAUAGAGCGCUUUGUCUCUUGAUACUUGUUUUUCAACGAGUAAUCUAUGAACAAGGUCAUGAACAUGGUUUGCAAAUUGUACUAUAAUUACUAAUGUAACAAAUGAUCCAUACACACAAUCUCCUACAAAAGGCAAGUUCAAACUCUACAAAAUGCCUUUGUUUCAAGGAUUAGAAGCCUAUUCUUGAUAAUAUUGAAUUGAAAAUGUCAUA
Cajanus cajan (pigeon pea) is the source of this 2511-nucleotide messenger RNA. RefSeq lists its product as uncharacterized. Gene Ontology annotation, molecular function: protein binding. The record is from RefSeq and is a predicted model, not a curated record. Gene Ontology annotation, cellular component: membrane. Lineage: Eukaryota; Viridiplantae; Streptophyta; Magnoliopsida; Fabales; Fabaceae.